CAGGCGCCGCACGUCAGCCCCCGUCGGGCAGGGACAAGUCCGGUACACUCCUCCACACCCGUGCAGGACCCCACGCAGCAGAAAUCGGCAGCGCUGUGGUCGGGAGAGCGGUUCGAUCAGCGCGGUCCGAAGCCCGAACAUCUUGGACCAGAGCGGCGGCUCUCGUACCCUCGGAAUAGAGCAUGUUGAACGUCUAUCUCCACAUCGGCUGGAUCUGCACCUGCCUGGCAUCUGCUGCCAUUCUGCAAGAGGCAGCGACAGGUAACAGGUACGAGAAGGCAGUGAACAUGAAGAAGGUCCAACACCAGCCAGUUGUCCGGGGAUUAGCAGACUCUGCCUUGCUGCCCUGCGUUUUCUCAGUGCUCCCCAGUUCAACCACUGACCCCUCGCUGCCCCAUGACCCUCCUCGGAUCAAAUGGACCAAAGUGUCACUCGAAGGUGGGAGCAGUAAGGAAGUUCUCAUUCUGGUAGCCAAGAACAACACGGUGAAGCUGAACCCAGCCUACAAGGGCAGGGCCAGCCUGCCUGGCUAUGGCCCCUUCCACUACAACGCCAGCCUGCAGAUCGUGUCUCUGCGAGCAAGUGAUGCGGGUGUCUAUCAGUGUGAGGUGGUCGUGGGCAUGGAUGAUGAGCAGGACACCGUGCCACUGCAGGUUAUCGGGACCGUGUUCCACUAUCGUUCCAGCAACAACAGGUAUGCAUUAACUUUCAAGGAAGCUACACAGAUCUGUCAGCAGAAUUCGGCCACAAUGGCCUCACCCCAGCACCUCCUGGCUGCCUUCCAGGAUGGGUUCAACCACUGUGAUGCUGGCUGGCUCUCUGACCAGACUGUACGGUACCCAAUCAAGACACCAAGACCUGGUUGCUAUGGAGAUAAAUUUGAAUAUCCUGGCAUCAGAACCUAUGGGAUUCGGGAUCCGGGUGAGCGCUAUGAUGUCUACUGUUACAUCAAGGAACUGAAAGGCUCUGUGUUUCAUGAAUCAGCCCCUCAGAAGUUGAACCUCUCGGAGGCAAGGCACCAGUGCCUGAUCGAGGGGGCAGAGUUAGCCACCGCUGGCCAGCUGUACUUGGCGUGGAGCCAAGGCUUGGAUCGUUGUGAUGCGGGCUGGCUGGCUGAUGGGAGUGUGCGUUAUCCUAUCAACAUUCCCAGGAGGAAUUGUGGUGGAGGUGUGCCAGGAGUAAGGACAAUUUAUCAACUCCCAAACAGGACAGGCUUCCCUGACCCUGGUUCCAAGUACGAUGCCUAUUGUUUCCGAGCUGCUGCUGUCCAGCCAUCCAGUGCUGUGAGGAAUCACUCGACGGGGAGCCAAGAGCAGUGGGCUGUGGCAGAGGAGGGCAGUGGAGGGCACCCAGAGCUGGCGCUGCCCAUGCCCCGUGGCUUCACGCUGAAAACCCCCACACAACAACAUCUGGGCAGCAGGCAACCUACUCCAGUGAGGCCAGGCCACUCCAGGCAAUUCCACAACUCUGAGGAAGAAGGUCUGAAUGACCGGUCCAGCCCCAGGCCACUGCCCACAGCCCCAGGAUCGAAGCAUCAUACCUGGGCAGUGCCGACUCUGGAGAUGUGGGGCCCUGCAGCUUCUGCCUCCUGGCCUGACCGGACAGCUGACCCGCGGCCUGUAGAGACUCAUCCCGUGGCAUUGUUAGACCUCAAGGAGUCAAACGAGCUACCUCAGUCAGAGCAGUGGCCUGCCACAGGGAAGAAGCAGGUGCAGGGAAGUGUUGUGGUAGCCAGAACAGAGACAGUGACCCUCACCGGACAGUUCCGUGAGCCUCCACCAACCCCCACUGGACUGCUCCAUCAGCCGCCACCGACACCUACUGAGACCAGCAGCCUCGCCACAGGACGACUGACUACAAAAGACCAGGCAGGGGAGAGACCGGGCAGGCUAACAUCCAUGGAGCCAGUUACUACUGAAGCAAGGAGAACAGAGAACAUGUCCGCAGAGGGUGACGAGGAAACCAGUGCAUCGGUCGGCGAUGAGAAAAUGGACGCGGCAAAAAUUAAACGGGCCGGUGAGGAGGACUGGAGGGGUGGAAGCGUAAAGCCACUGCAGCCACUGGCGACGGUGGGAACCAUCACUGGGAGUGAGGUCUCACUGACUGGUGCCAAUGUCACUCCCCAAAACCAUGGCUCUGUGCUCACAUCCAGUACACCCACGGAGGUUGGCAUGGAAGCUUCCGGAGACACAGCUUUCAGAGACGAUCUAGAAUAUCUUUCAGCACUAAACCAGGAAGCCGAGACUGGCAGGAAGAAAGGAAGAGAAAGUUCUCAUCAGUCAAUCAGCCUUGGUGUAGGGGCAGUGGAGAGGCAGAGCACCAGCCUGUUCCCAUUUCCAAACCCCAGUGAUGGGAACCACAGCUCGGCCGAUGAUGGGAGGAAGAUCUUACCUCUGUCUUACCCUCCGUCUCCCCCUCCGUCUCCAGACAGUGACAGCAAUACCAGUGGGGAGCUCACCGACAUCUUGUUCUCUCCGACUGGGCAGUCUGCACCGGCACAUCACUCUCCAGAGGCAGUUAGUGUGUCCACAGUAACUCUGGAUCUGGGUGGAAGUGAUGAGGAAGGAAGCAGUGUACAGGGGGAGCAUAGCCAGGCUUCGUCCAUCCAGGAGGGAAGCCAAUCACAAGCUGAGGAAGUGCCUACCUUCACAAGGACCCUGGCACCACUCCCAGCUUCCAAGGAGGGACUUUAUGCCAGCACACUGGCAGUGGAGGAGAAGGCUGAGAGUUCGAUACAGCGUCCUCUGUUCUCUGGGGCAGGUGUUACCCCAGCACCAGGUGAGAGGCAGCAAAGGGUGAGAGUGAAACUGGAGCAGACGUACUUGAUGCAGUUCGAGCAGGAGUCGGAGACCCUGGAGGAGCUGGCUGGAAGCCAGCCUGAUAUGAAGGAUAUUCCACAUGUGAAGACUGUCAGCCCUCAGUCCCUGAUUGCGAUGCAGCAUGAAGCAGGUUAUUUAGCCCACACGGGCUCACCGCAGGCUUCAGUUGGAAGCAGGCAGGUAAUGACUGAAGCCUCUAGCAGAGGUAGGAGCAAUCACGCAUCUACCACGGGCAGCUCAGACGCGGGAUUAUUGCCACACACUGAGCAACUUGUCAAGGACCUUCUCACAGCCCCUGGUGGACCCACAGACCCCUCAGAGCUGCUAACUUUGUCUUCAGGUAAUGGGUCCAUGUUGUUAGUCCCAGGACCAACCCUGGCCAUGAUGAGAAACGUUUGGCCAACCCUUACAAUUGCAGAAGGAGCAAAGGAGCAAAUGGACACUAGGGAAACCUCUGGUGUGAAUCCAGCAGCCAGGUUGGAAGCUCACAUUGUCAAAGGAGCAAAGGGAAUAAUUCAACCGAUCACAACAGAGCCCAUUACUGCACAGUCGCAAUCCCCAUCUACGCUGGCCAGUCCACCAGAACUAUUACCUGCAGCAACAAGGUUGGGCACAGUGGAAGAGGAGGGUGGGUUAAUAAGUGUGGGGAGGCUGAAUGCUGCCGAUGAGGGCUCUGCUUUCCAGGAAGGCCCUGAGAUCUUCACCUCUAUUCCAUUUCCCAUCUCAUCCUAUCAGCAAGAGUCCGCUCGACAUGAAACCAGAGAGCCCGUGGUGGGAUUGGCCCCGCACCAGAUCCAGGCGCAGUCCUCUGAAUCCAGACCGGCAUCAGCAGAUGACACAGGCGAGGGCUCUACCAUGCUGGAACAGACACUGACCAUCAAGGAUCUUCUCAACUCUGCUUCGGGGCAAGUUGCAGAGGUCUGGACAGUCGCGCCUGGAAACGCAAGUGCCAGCGGUUCCGAUGAGGAUUCAUUCUAUCUUGGACCAGAUGAACCAGACCCUUGCCGGACAAACCCCUGCCUCCAUGAGGGAACCUGUUUGUCUAACAGCACAAUGUACACCUGCGACUGCGCGGCUGGCUUCACUGGAGAGAACUGUGAAAUUGAUAUUGAUGAAUGCCACUCCAGCCCGUGUGAGAAUGGAGCCACUUGUGUCGAUGGAACCAAUUCCUUCACCUGCCUCUGUUUACCCAGUUACACUGGCAGCCUGUGCGAAGAAGAUACGGAGGGCUGUGAUCACAACUGGCAGAAAUUCCUGGGACAUUGUUACCGGUACUUCUCUCACCGACGCCUGUGGGAAAACGCGGAGAAGGACUGCCGCUGUCACGGAGCUCACCUGGUCAGCAUUCACUCUGUCGAGGAGAAGGAAUUCCUGAAUGGGCUGAGUCGGGAGUACGUCUGGAUCGGUCUGAAUGACAGGACUAUCGAGGAUGACUUCCAGUGGACAGAUGGCACCCCUUUGCAAUAUGAGAACUGGCGGAUAAACCAACCUGACAGCUUCUUCGCAGGAGGCGAGGACUGCGUGGUCUCCAUCAAACACGAGAACGGGAAGUGGAAUGACGUUCCCUGUAACUACAACCUACCCUACAUCUGUAAAAAAGGCACAGUCCUGUGUGGCCCCCCACCCCCAGUGGAGAACGCCAUAGUGAUGGGGCGCCGGAAGGCCCGCUACGAGAUCCACUCGCUGGUUCGAUACCAGUGCCAGGACGGCUUCACCCAGAGGCACAUCCCCACCGUCCGGUGCCACAGCAGUGGCAAGUGGGACCGGCCUAGGGUCGUAUGUCUGAGCCGAGCAUCUGGAAAUCGCAGGUCGCCGAGGCACCAGCACAAAGGCAGCAGGAAGGAGAAGCGAAAGCACAAAAAGCAUCUCGAGUCACUUCGCAUGGAGAUGAAACACUUCUACUGAGCAGGGGUGUCCUGUUGUGCAAGAGCAGGUGCCCAGCACAAGUACAGGACACUAAAAUCCUGCAAGAUGUUUUGUUUGAAAACCACCCUUGGGGCGGCUGAAAGGGUUGUUUUUAGUUUGCGAGAGUUAUGUCACGUAUUUUUCUAAAAAAAUAAUUGUGGAACCUAAAGGUGAAAGUGUUGAUUGAGAAUCAGUACCCAGGCGAAUGUCCCUGGGCUACUCGUGUUCAGUAUGCAACGUGGGUGAACGAUUAGCCAAUAAUCCUUUCAAAAAGGCACGUAUUAAUUUUGAAAAACUGAUUAUAGAUGGGGUUGGUUUAAAAAUAGGUGCUGGAUUGAUUAGUUCCUGUAAAACCCCUCACACCACUCCCUAACAGAUCCCCUGUCCUACCAAUAACAGACCAGUUAAUGCAUUGUUUCUGAACUCAUUAAAACAAUUAAUUGAAAACAGGUUAACACGUUAUUGUGGGAAUGCCUUUAAUGAGUGUUGCUCCUGUUACAUUGCCCAGUGUGGUUUCAAUGAAGCCCCAAGGAAUUAGUCAGAGUUCAGCAAAACUCCCCGGUCUUCGGAGUGGAAUGGAUUACAGGCAAACGCUUCAUUAAUGCCAGCACUUCCUUCUCAGUGAGACUCUUUGUCCAGGCAUGCUAACUCGGCUAAAUCCAAGAACUAGCGCAGGGAUUUCCCUGAUUGGGUAGAGCGAUGGUAAUUCCCGCUGGGUUCCUCUCAUGUGAUAGUUCACAUUGUUGAACUACUAUGGUGCCUAGAAACUCAGGUUACAACUAGUUACUGUUUCACAUCAGUGACCAUUGGUCCGGUGAAAUAUUAACUCUGGGUCUUUGCUUAUUUUCAACAUCUGUAGCGUUUUGCCGUGUUACAACGAUCCAGGAACAGGAAUUCAAAUCCCACUGGAGGGACUAGGGAAUUUACCCUUAAUUAAUUUCAUAAACCUGGACUGUAAGUGUCAGGAAAAGGCUGAUGUGCGAGUACACUGACAUCGUUUACGGAUGAGACUCUGAGACUAAGCAGAAUUAGGAAUGGUCAGUAAUACUGAUCAUCUUACCGAUAACUCUCUUCCUGUGCACAUGACAAUAAACUUCAGCUGACGAAUGCCCAGGUUCCUGAAAGAAAAGAAUUACCAGCCAUGGACAAGAAAAAGUGUCCCUGGUCUCUGAGGAGUGGUCACAGGUAUCCAUUUGUCUUGCACGGGGGUAGUUAAGCUCCCUUAUUUACCAGGUCGGAGCAAACUUUUGUCGAGAGAAUUGGAAGGAAAUUUUCUAAAGUGUUUUAUACAAAAGUAAUAAGCUCUCCUUAGUCUGGAGGUAUAAUGAAAUGACUGAUAAAUUUCAUUAUAGGAUGGACAAUAGUCUGCUCAGUCACUGAGGCUGAAUGAGUUACAGGGUUCAUAACGUACUAAUUGAGGCUUUGGGAUUCACAUCUCUGACUACGUGGCCCCAGUGAGAGCACAGGAAUUCGCAGGGAGCUAUCAGAAACACAGGGUGCCAGGGGGAGAAAGGCUAUUGAAUGACAGUGUGAAAGAGUUGGAUUAACAUCAGUGGGGAUACAGUCAGUGACACAGGUUCCUGGGGGAGGGGAUUACUGAGGGAUGGUGGGUGAGAGAUUUGGAUUUAUGUCAGUGGGGAUACAGUCAGUGACACAGGAUGCUGGGGAAGGGGAUUACUAAGGGAUGGUGUGAGUCAAAGAUUCAAAAUGCAUUUAUUAUCAAUGAAUGUAUAAAUUAUACAGCCUUGAGAUUUAUUUGCUUACAGUCAGUUGUAAAGCAAAGAAACCAAUUAAAAAAAUAAGACCAACCCCAAGUGCCCACAGAGUAAGAGAAAAAACACAAAACAGAGGGAUCCAACCUUGUCUGACUCUCGCCAUACUGCUUUCCAGUCUAUCUGGGCCAGCGUUUAGAUGGUCCAAACAGCGUAUUGACCUCACGUUAGGACCUGGACCUCACUGCAGGCCAAGAACACACACCCAGAGAUUCACUUUGAGCCUGGAUUUCGCUGCCAAAGACCUCUCCAAAUUGGCUUUGUGCUUAGAUCGAUCCAGCCUUGCACCCGGGCCAUUGGAACUCCUCUGUUCCAUCUUCUCUCCCCCUGAGUCGUUCACUCCAACCAGCAUAGCUCCAGCUCCGAUUGCCUACCAGCAGGGCAUAUCUUACGAGUUCACUUUGCCUUCACUUCCCUCUUAGUUGUUUGCGGUGAUAGUUUACCAAAAUUUACUUUAAAAAUGUGUUAUUAAUAAUGUUUUAAAUAAAAUUCCUUUGCUUUCGAAGUACCAGUGUGCUUUUGCACGUCUUCAGUAGCACCAUCUUAAAGGGAGCUGAAUUGACAUCAGUGGGGAUACAGUUAGCAACACAAGGAAAGGAAGAUAUUAGAGGUGUGAUUAUUGGUGACUAAGAUAUUGCUUUUGAGAUUGAGGGGAGUAUUCAAGUCAUGGGUUUGGGUUAUGGCAGGUAUCCAUGAAGUAUGCAAUCCAUUCCAUGGCACCGGGAAUUAUCAGUGAGGGUAAAAAUAUAUCACUGACCAGUCAGCACCUGAAUGUGGCCAAAACAGAACGAUAAAAAAACAGGAGAUGUGUGUCCUCACACUCCACUGGUCAGUGGUCACCAGCUCCAGCUUCCAGCACAUGUCCCUCCUGAUAUCCUAAGCCUGCUGGUUUUGACCUUGAACAUGACUUCAACCCUUCAUCUCAUUAACCUGCUCUACUAUCAACAAAAUCAUGGCUCAUUCAAUUGUACCUGCAGUAACCUUUCACCUGUCACUGAUUAAGUAUCUAUUCAUCUCUUCUUUGAAGAUGCUCAGAACUGUUGCUUCCACCACUGAGAUUGAGUUUCAAAGACUCAUGGCCUACUGAGAAAAUAACUUCUUGGUUCUCCUUUAAAGGGAUACAUAUCUCAGGAUCUUGUAACUUUCAAUUAAGUCCUUGAUACUUUUCCAAACUCCAGCAAAUUCCACAUACCCAACCUUUCUAACACAGCUAAGAGAAAAUCUGCGGAUGCUGGAAAUCCAAAAUGCACAAAAUGCUGGAGGCAGCAUCUAUGGAAAAAAGUACAGCUGACAUUUUGGGCUGAGACCCUUCAUCAGAA
Molecule: messenger RNA, 7815 nt
Organism: Mobula hypostoma (lesser devil ray)
Lineage: Eukaryota; Metazoa; Chordata; Chondrichthyes; Myliobatiformes; Myliobatidae
Gene: ncanb
Product: neurocan b
Exons: 15
Coding region: 183-4724 (1513 amino acids)
Biological process (GO): central nervous system development; cell adhesion; glial cell differentiation
Cellular component (GO): perineuronal net; synapse
Molecular function (GO): hyaluronic acid binding; calcium ion binding
Source: RefSeq, a predicted model, not a curated record